Molecule: messenger RNA, 1541 nt
Organism: Linum tenue
Lineage: Eukaryota; Viridiplantae; Streptophyta; Magnoliopsida; Malpighiales; Linaceae
Source: the annotation of a GenBank genome assembly
AAAUCCUAAUCCCAAAAGGCCAAAACCAAACCAAACAAUUCCCUUUCUUCUCCUUCCCUUUCUCUUCUCCGUCUCCUUCACGACUGUCUUCUUCGAUUCCCCGAUCGUAGGUUUCCUCGCAGGAAGUUGCUCUUCGAUAGGAAGGACGGAAGGAAGCAAGCGAAGCUAGCAAACCUGGAAGCCAUGUCCUGCCUCUCCAAGCCGCCGCAAUCCGACGACGAUCAUCCUUCUUCGGAAUCGGAGUCGGAGCUGCAACCGCUGGCUGAAAGCGUUUCAUCCGUCGGAGUUACUGCCGUCCCGGUCGUCAUCGGUCGUCAGUUGAGCGGCGGUGCUGAGGAUUCUCUUGCUCCACCGCUGCUGCCGCCGCAAUCGCCGACUACCGUGGCGGAAUCUUCUCCUUCGCCGCCUGCUCCGCAGGGUUUGGCCGGGGUGCGCAAGGAUCUCGCCGAGAUUAAGGGGAGCUUGAAGGCUGGUUUGUCGCUGCUCUCGCGUACCGGGAUUUCGAAAUUGACCGCCAAUUUGUUCCAUGAGAGGAUAGACGAAGAGGAAGAGGAGGAGGAAGGCGAUGAUGAGGAAGAAGAUUACGUGCCUGGGAUUACUGAUGAGGUUGUUGAGUUCGCUAAUCAGAUUUCUGCAAGGUCCGCUUGCUGGACCGACUUUCCAUUGGCCCUCGAUGCUGACUUCAAAUUCUCUGAUGCUCAGAGGGAGCAUGCUGCAACUAUUGAGUACAUGGUUCCGAGUUUGAGAGCUCUGAGAGUUAGCCUCCAUGGUUUCAUGAGGUCUGAGCAGUUCUGGAUGGUGUAUUUCAUUCUGCUGCUUCCAAGGCUGGACGAGUAUGAUAGGGAGCUUCUGUCUUCUCCCCAGGUAGUCAACACCCGAAACAGACUUCUCCAGAAGCUGCAAGCCAGCAAGAACGAGCAGGCCGAAACCUCUGAAAUUGCUUCUCAAGAUAGCAGCAGCACCAGAGACGAACAAAACCCCGAGCCACGCCCACAGCCUUCGGAAUCUGGCAUCAGCGCGAGUACCACCACCACCUCCAGGAGCCGCAAGAAGAAGCACGCAGAUGAAAUCUCAUACUUCUCGUUCAGCGACCUGGACGACGACGACAGCGUCCGUUCGGCCAGGCUUUCAUCCUGCAGCCGAUCCCGGGGGCUGAGGGAUCCUUCGCCCGGAGGAUCGUCGACCGAAUGGGUCCAGCUGAACCGUGGCUACGACUCUCGCGGCGGAUCUGUCAGGUCGAGGCAAUCGAUCUCUCGCGAGAAAGACUCGGAUGCCGAUUCCACGGCCAGCGAGUGGCUGAAAGUUUACGAGUCUGAUUAAAAAGAAAUGGCUGCCCUUUUGCUUCAAAAAAAUUGUCAAUAUUUUAAUUACUGUAAAUCUGUUCGAUUUGUUUUCCUUCGUUUUUCUUCUGGUUCUUUUUGCAGUCUCUUUCUGCAUGUCUUUGUAAAUUAUGGAGUCACGAAACACCCACUUCUUUGUUUCUUGGGUAAAUUGCUUGUCACUGAGAUUACUAAAAACGUUUAUGUUUGGUCACUAAAACU